Penicillium lagena is the source of this 834-nucleotide messenger RNA. RefSeq names its product S-adenosyl-L-methionine-dependent methyltransferase. NCBI's taxonomy places the organism in Eukaryota, Fungi, Ascomycota, Eurotiomycetes, Eurotiales, Aspergillaceae. The coding region runs from base 1 to 834 and encodes 277 amino acids. Gene Ontology annotation, molecular function: O-methyltransferase activity. The record is from RefSeq and is a predicted model, not a curated record. The transcript is spliced from 4 exons.
AUGGCCCAUCAUAUUGUAGUGCGAAUCAUGAGAGUCCUUGCAGCGAACCGAAUGUUCGUCGAGCUAGCUGGGCCGGAGACUAAGUUUGGGCCGACGUCACUCUCAAAUACAUUUACUCUCCCAGCGCUUCGCAACGGUAUCAAACAUUGUUUUGAUCUGGGCUACCGCGGUGGGGCUGGAUUUCCGUCUUACAUUCGAGAGACGAACCACCGAGCGGUGGAGGACGAGCUCGACUGCCCGUUCCAAUAUGCCUUUCAGACAAAGUUGCACUGCUUCGAUUGGUGGAAGGAACACCCUCGCGAAGCUUCCCAGUUCCAUAUUGGUAAGCAGGAGGUAUUGUUAGUGGAUAUCGGUGGCGGAUUUGGACAUGAUCUCAUGCUAUUUCGGGAUCGAUGCCCAGAUACCAAAGGUCGAUUGAUUCUUCAAGAUCAAUCAGAUGUGAUCGAUGCAAUCCCAAAGGGCAGCCUCCACCCAACAAUCGAAGUGAUAAAACACGACUUCUUUAAACCUCAACCGAUCGAAGGCGCGCGAGUUUACUUCCUGAAGCACGUGCUACACGAUUGGCCCAACCCGAAGGCCCUAAUCAUUCUAUAUAAUCUCGUAGCUGUGAUGAAGGACUACUCUAAAUUAAUCAUUAUCGAGAACGUGCUUCCAGAAGCUGGACCUCUUCCUGUGCCUACGGCUGGUUUGGACUUCAUCCUGAUGAUCGGAUUCGCUGCAAUGGAGAGGACCAAGAAGCAAUGGGAAACGUUGCUGACCGAAGCGGGGCUGAAGAUCACUGGACAAUGGGUGAAGGAGGACGGAGAUGGCGUUCUAGAAGUUAUGUUAGCGUGA